Messenger RNA from Pieris napi, 1419 nucleotides. RefSeq names its product G patch domain-containing protein 4. Gene Ontology annotation, biological process: regulation of ribosome biogenesis. The transcript is spliced from 4 exons. Gene Ontology annotation, cellular component: nucleolus. Gene Ontology annotation, molecular function: nucleic acid binding. Lineage: Eukaryota; Metazoa; Arthropoda; Insecta; Lepidoptera; Pieridae. The record is from RefSeq and is a predicted model, not a curated record. The coding region runs from base 151 to 1212 and encodes 353 amino acids.
ACCUCAGGAAGUCAGGAGUCAGGCUCAGAGUCAGCUGUCAGACUCAGAUACCGAAGUAUUAGGUACCUAAUACAACUAACUUAUAUUAACAUUUUUUUAUAACUAAUAACUAUAUUAUUUCGGAAUCUGAGAGAGUAAUGAUUGAACAACAUGGAUUUCGCACGUAAACAGCUUGAAAAGUAUGGCUGGACCGACGGCAAAGGACUUGGUAAAUACGAAAAUGGCAUAUCUCAGGCGUUGAAACCGAAGUUAAAGCGAGGUGUUACAGGUAUAGGACAUGAUGCUGCAGCAGAAUUUACGGAACAUUGGUGGACCAAACUGUACAACACUGCAGCCAGUAAUGUUGAAGUCACAGAAAAAAACGGAAAAACAAAGAAAAUUAAAAGCAAAGAUGCUGAUUUUGAAAUAACCAAUUCCACAUGGUCUUAUAAAAAGAAAAAUAAAACAAAAUCAAAGAAAGAAUACACUAACUUCUUUGUAAAAACAUCCAUUCUAACUAAUGGCGGAGUAAAAACUGAAGAUUUAGAAGAACCAGAGAAUUUAGAGGUUAACAAUGGGGAUGUUGUAAAACUGACAGAUGAAGAGUUAUUUGCAGCUUGUGAAGGAAGGACAGCACAUAAGGGUGCCCGUCAUGGAGUAAAAGCUUUGGGAAAAUUAGCAAGAAUUGAGAUGCAAGAACAAAUGUUGCUGCAACAAACAAAAUACAAUGGAUAUUCUAAACCAAAGAAACAUAAAGCUAAUAAUACAGUUGAAGAUGGAACUAUAUUAAAUAAUAGUGAAGACAAAGACAAAAGACAGAAAAAGAAAACAAAGGAUGACUGUUCAAGUCAUACAGAGGUCAGUAGAUGCACAGAAAAUUUUAAACAUGUAAAAGAUAAAUGGACAAACAGUACAACAUUAGAGGCAAAUCUGUACAAUACUGCAGAAAGUGGAGGCAUCAAAUGUGGAAAAAAGAAAAAUCUGUUACUCACACAUGACACUGAAACAAAUGUAGAAUGUACCCCAUUAGAAGUAAAGAAAAAGAAAAUAAAAAAGUGUAAGCUAAAAACAGAUAAACCGGAUGAUAAUGAAACAAUAAAUGCCCAAGAAACACCUAUUAGAAAUAAUGAUGGUAAUAAUAUUGUUACAGUAGAGAAGCAAAAAAAAAGUGAUGUAAUGGAAUAUUUAAAUGUUGAUGUAAAGGCCAAGAAAAGUAAAAAAAAGUCUAAAUAACUUUCGUUACAUUUUAUUAUGUAUUUUUAUUGCAUCAUAUAUAUAUCUAUAAAAAAAGAAAAGGCCUUGGGAACAGUUUUAAAAUUUAUUAAAAUUACUCAUAGAAUAGGAAUGGAAUAGGUACAAUAUUUAAAUACUCUCAUUUGUACUAUAAUUUUCAUAUAAAAAAAAGAAAUAUCAACCAUAAAUUGCACAAUAUGCCCUUUA